CGGGAACAAAGAAGAGAACGCGGGAGCCCGGUGCGCGGGUACGCGCUCUCGGCAGACUGGUUGAGCGAGCGGGAGAGACCCGGGGCACGUGCCGACGGGAGCCCCGCGAGUGGCGCGCCGGGGAUCCAGCAAAAGAGGCGGUGCUGCGUGCUGGUUUUCCUGACUACCUUGGCCUCGGUUCCGGCCGAUUGGGUAGGGAGGCCCGCGGCGCCCCCUCGGUCGGCGCGCCAGCGGCGGUAGCGGAAGAGGCGCCAGCGCUGCUGCCCGGAGGGACUGCGGGGCGCGCGUUUCCUGUUUGGCCGGUUCCAGCCAGCUCGAGGACAAAAUACGCUUGCGCGCGGCAGACGGGCGCGCUCGCCGUCUGAGCCGUGAGCGCCGGGCGCAGUCCGCCUUUUUCCGGAGCAGCCCGGGCACAGUGCUAAUCGGUAGCAGCAGCCGCCGCAUCGGCUCCGCACUGGGGGACCAAGGGAGGAAAAAGGCGGGGUUGACGGCUCUUUGCUAAGAGUGGGCAGGACCGGACGCCAGAGACAAAGGCUCUCAAGGCAAGAGGGACUGUGGCCCUGCGACGGCGCAGCUCGGGAUUUUUGACCCAAGGACUUUUAAUCCCUUCGUUUUCCUUUUCUGAUUCUUCUCUUAUCCCUAGCCCGCGUUUCCCCCCCACCCCCAUCCGCGACCUCGCUCCUCACUGGGAGGGCCGCCAUGGAGGUCCCGCCCCGGCUUUCCCAUGUGCCGCCGCCAUUGUUCCCCUCCGCUCCCGCUACUUUAGCCUCCCGCAGCCUCUCCCAUUGGCGGCCGAGGGCGCCGCGGCAGCUCGCCCCGCUCCUCCCUUCGCUCGCUCCCAGUUCCGCCCGGCAGGGGGCGCGCAGGGCCCAGCGCCACGUCACCGCCCAGCAGCCCUCCCGAUUGGCGGGCGGAGCGGCUAUAAAGGGAGGGCGCAGGCGGCGCCCGGAUCUCUUCCGCCGCCAUUUUAAAUCCAGCUCCAUACAACGCUCCGCUGCCGCCGCUACUGGUACUCGGUCUGCGCGCCAGCACCCCCCUACCGACAGUUCCGCCACCAUGGAGGACAUGAACGAGUACAGCAACAUAGAGGAAUUCGCAGAGGGAUCCAAGAUUAACGCGAGCAAGAAUCAGCAGGAUGACGGUAAAAUGUUUAUUGGAGGCUUGAGCUGGGAUACAAGCAAGAAAGAUCUGACUGAAUAUUUGUCUCGAUUUGGAGAGGUUGUAGACUGCACAAUUAAAACAGAUCCGGUCACUGGAAGAUCAAGAGGAUUUGGAUUUGUGCUUUUCAAAGAUGCUGCUAGUGUUGAUAAGGUUUUGGAACUGAAAGAACACAAACUGGAUGGCAAAUUGAUAGACCCCAAAAGGGCGAAGGCUUUAAAAGGGAAAGAACCCCCUAAAAAAGUUUUUGUGGGUGGAUUGAGCCCAGAUACUUCUGAAGAGCAAAUAAAAGAAUAUUUUGGAGCAUUUGGAGAGAUCGAAAAUAUUGAACUUCCCAUGGAUACAAAAACAAAUGAAAGAAGAGGAUUUUGUUUUAUCACAUAUACAGAUGAAGAGCCAGUAAAGAAAUUAUUAGAAAGCAGAUACCAUCAAAUUGGUUCUGGAAAGUGUGAAAUCAAAGUUGCACAACCCAAAGAGGUAUAUAGGCAGCAACAGCAACAACAGAAAGGAGGAAGAGGAGCUGCAGCUGCUGGACGAGGUGGUACAAGGGGUCGAGGACGAGGUCAGGGCCAAAACUGGAACCAAGGAUUUAACAACUAUUACGAUCAAGGAUACGGAAAUUACAAUAGUGCCUAUGGUGGUGAUCAGAACUAUAGUGGCUAUGGCGGAUAUGAUUAUACUGGGUAUAACUAUGGGAACUAUGGAUAUGGACAGGGAUAUACAGACUACAGUGGCCAACAGAGCACAUAUGGCAAGGCAUCUCGAGGGGGUGGCAAUCACCAAAACAAUUACCAGCCAUACUAAAAGAGGACCUUGGAGAAAAGAGCGGGAACUUCAUUGCAGGCCGUGUGUCACCCUGACCACGUCUAUCUCUGGGGGUCGCACGUUGCGGGCAGAGCGCAAGGCAUACACCAGAAAACGCUGUCCUGUGGUAUGGUCUCUUCCAACUUCAUGUACCAGCGUAAAGAUUAAAGUGGAAAACUUCAGACUUUGGCUUCUUUUUUAAUCUUUUUGAAGAUUAAGUGUCUAAACUUAACUUAAAUGGUUUUUUACAGGAGUUAAAGUACAUAAAUGCCUUUUUACAGCUUAAUCAUUUUGGUCUUCUGUUUAGUGUUGUAUUUCAAUUGUGGAGCCUCAUUUUAAGUGUUCAUUCUUUAAGAUUUAAUGCUUGCUUUUUCUUUUUAUAGCUAAUAGUGAAAUCUACAAACCAAAACAACUUUUAAAUCUGGGAUAUAAAUUAAAGAUCAUAUGCACAAAGCAAUUCGUUUCCUUGUAACAUAAUGAAUCUAUUAGAAAUUCAUGUUUAUAAUAACAUUUUACUUGGCUUACUAGAUGAUUCUAGUAGACCUUAAUCUAGCACAACUCUAUCUGUGAAUAUGGGAAGAUUGCAUUCCAUUUCCAGAUUCUCUUCUGAGUAGAUUUAAAUUAGAGUCAUUUGGGAACUCCAGGGUGAAUUUAGCUACAAACUGCAUUUUGUCAGUGAAUAUGCAUAUGAUCUUUAAUUAUUGAAGAAAAGAAUAAAGUGAGGACUUAAAGCAAUUCAUGAAAGUGGACCUUUGAAAGCUUGUCAGAGUUGCACAAAUCUAAUUGUUAUUUUGUUUUUGUUUUUAGGAGGAAAUACUAAAGUAACCCAUCUUGCAGGACGAUGUGGAAGAUUGGUCUUCUGUUGAUCUAAGAUGAUUAUUUUGUAAAAGACUUUCUAGUGUACAAGACACAACUGUCCAACUGUAUAUAGCUGCCAAUUAGUUUUCUUUGUUUUUACUUUGUCCUUUGCUAUCUGUGUUAUGCCUCGGUGUGGAUUUGUUUAUACAAAUUUUAUUUGUAUGAUUUCAUGUUAAACCUCAAAUAAAUGCUUCCUUAUGUGAUUGUUUUUCUGUGUCAGGUACUAAAUAGCUCUGUAAAAAUGUAAUUUUAAAUAAGCAAUAAUGAAGGCAUGGUUUAUUUUGUAGGGAAUGUUGGUCCAUAGGGAGAAACAGUGGUCCUUUAUGAAUAGCCAGUCAGUAUCAUCCUGUUCCCAUUUUUGUAGAUGUGUUCUAUGCUCUAGGCUUCCUCUACCUGUUAUCCUAGGCUUCUACCACAUUGUUGAAUAAUAUCUCCAUCCGUAUCUGGAGACAUGGUCACGGUAUUGAGACUUGCUGGUAGACCAUGAGUCUUCCUGAAUUGCAUUUUCAAGAAACAAUAGCUUUUUAAUGAGACAAAACAUGGCAGUGGCUCCUUAUGAAUAGAAAAGAUUUUGUGUUCCUAUUUGGAAAGUUGUUUAUUACGACUCAUUCUUUGAUUUCCGAGUCAGUGGUCUCCUAGAAAGAGCUUUAGAUAAUAACAAUAUUACAAUUUUAACUUUGUUUUACAAUAUCUCCAGAUAUAUACACAGGGAGAGAACACUGUGAAACUUGCAGGAGCUAUAUGUAACUGAAUUUAAGAGUUUCAAAAGUAGUUAGCAAAUUUAAAGGAUUUUGGCAUAGGAAUAAAUAUACCCAUUAAAAUUGGACCAAAAAUUGGUUAAUCUUGGUAAGAUAUUUGAAGUAGUGGCAAAGUAAAAUGGUGUUAGGCCACAGCCACCACUGAACUGAACAAAGUUUUUUCCAUUAGGCAUUCUUAGGGAGCUGUAAUGGAGUUAACUGCUCCUGUGGUGUAAAUUAUUAGGAAAAAAGUUGUUUUAGUAAAUCCCAUCAUUUUAAGUGCAAUUGCAUGAGUCUGAGUAGUUAAGCAUUUCCAUAUUCAGACAUAGGAAGGAGUAGUGGAAAAGAAAUAACUUUAAGUCUUUUGUAUAUUAGUACAAAUAUUUUUUAAGUGUUGACAGUUUUUUAUCAUUACAGCAGAUCUCCCUGGUCUUGGAGGAUUUUUUGGGUAAAUAGAUCCAAACUUUGAAUUUUGUGUUCAGUAUAGUUAAUUGGGUUUAUGGAAGUUUGUUUCCAUGGUUGCACAUUAGCCUGCUGGGAUCAUUAAGAAAAAUAAUUAACUUACUCAGAUGCACACAUGCAAACCAGUUGAUUUCACAAACUACUUUUUAUGUUGAACCCGCUGUUAAAAGUUUGGUGCCUGCAACGUUUCUAUGAUGUUUGUAUUUGCUGGGCUAUUAAGUUUCAAUGCUCUUAGCCUUGUUUGUUUCUUUGUUGCUGUUCGACCUUAUAACCUAGGCCAAGUACCAAUGUUGGCUAUCACAAGGGAUUCUCUGUUCUUUAAACGCAACCUUAGGGAACUGAAGGGAGAUUGUUUCAUUUUAAGUUGUAUUGUCAAAGUCAGUAGGUGCAGUGUCUUUAGGGUAGUAAAUCCUGUAAAUUCAAAUUUAUGAUUAGGUGACAAGCUGACAUUGAGAUUGUCCUUUCCCUGAUCAAAAGUAAAUAAAGGCUUUUUUAAAAAAA
Choloepus didactylus (southern two-toed sloth) is the source of this 4520-nucleotide messenger RNA. RefSeq names its product heterogeneous nuclear ribonucleoprotein D like (gene HNRNPDL). The transcript has 9 exons. Gene Ontology annotation, biological process: regulation of gene expression. Gene Ontology annotation, cellular component: nucleoplasm. The record is from RefSeq and is a predicted model, not a curated record. Gene Ontology annotation, molecular function: poly(A) binding; poly(G) binding. The coding region runs from base 700 to 1962 and encodes 420 amino acids. Lineage: Eukaryota; Metazoa; Chordata; Mammalia; Pilosa; Megalonychidae.